AUGAAUUCUUAUGGUUUUCUAGUUUUAUCUGUGAUAGUUUUAUCAGUUCAGGGUGAAACUUUAUCUAAAGAAAAAGCAGAAGAUUUAUUACAUCAACAAAUUGAAGAUUGUGCAAAAGAACUAAAUGCUUCCAAAGAUGACGUUGACAAAUUAUUCAAGCUAAAAGUUCCAGAAAGUGAUGAAGGAAAAUGUGUCGUUAAAUGCGUUUAUGAAAAAGUUGGAUGGAUGAAAAAUGGAACAUACGAUGCAAAAGCAAAACUGGACUCGUUUAAAAAAAUCCACGAAAAAAAUACUAAAUUAAUGGAAAAUUAUACAAAAAUGAUUGAAGAUUGUGAAUCUAGUGCAAAAGGAGGAAAUGAAUGCGACAUUGCCAAAAAUGUGAUGGACUGCGAAAUUAAAAUUGCCAAGGAAAAUAAAUGGAUACAAAAUCCUACGGAGGAAGAAAAUGUAAAAUAA
Messenger RNA from Ctenocephalides felis (cat flea), 456 nucleotides. RefSeq names its product general odorant-binding protein 56d-like. The transcript has 4 exons. Gene Ontology annotation, molecular function: odorant binding. The record is from RefSeq and is a predicted model, not a curated record. Lineage: Eukaryota; Metazoa; Arthropoda; Insecta; Siphonaptera; Pulicidae. Gene Ontology annotation, biological process: sensory perception of smell. The coding region runs from base 1 to 456 and encodes 151 amino acids.